CGGGGCUUGUACCCUUCACAACAACCUCGUCCACUGUUACAACAGAAGGUCUGAGACCGAGCUGCUGCGAUGACCUGCUGACUGGAAACUAAAGGUUAAAACAUGAACCGGACCAUCCUGUGAAAGGGAAUAUUGCAUCAGGUCCAAAAUGAAGGGACUCUUCCUCGUCGAGCCCGUGGUGGCUAUGUACGCCUUCUCCAGUUUUCUCAUAUAUCCCCUGAUCCAGCAGUAUGUGUACCGGAGGCUCUGGGAGGACCUGACCAACACCACCUACCCCACCUCGGACAACAGCUCCAGAUGUGGAGACAGCAGCAGCAACCAUUCCAGUUACAACGAUGAGGUACAGAGACAAGCAUCUCUCUUCUCCCUGUACACGGAGCUCUUCUCCACGGUCCCCUCCAUGAUCGUCACUCUCAUGCUCGUGGCCUACAGCGACCGGGGGGGACGUAAGAUCGCCAUCAUCAUGCCUCUGGUCGGCACGUUGCUCUACAGCCUGUCCUUCCUGGCCGUGUCCUACUUUGAGCUCAACAUCUACCUGCUCAUCGCCUCCUCGCUCGUCAGCGCUCUGUUCGGCGGCCUGGGCACGUUCCUGGGCGGCUGCUUCGCCUACGUGGCCGACCUGUGUGAGGACGGUCAACAGAAGACGCUGCGCAUGGCCGGACUGGAUAUGAUGAUCGGCCUGUUGGCGGGAAUGGCUUCAAUAUCGACGGGCUACUUCCUGAGAGCUGCGGGCUUUAACUGGCCUUUCGUUACCUCUGCCUUGAUUCAGGUUUUGAUCCUUCUCUAUGCAAUUUUCAUCCUGGAGGAGACCGUGAAGAAGCCCCCGGCUGAUGCCUUCAUUCAGGAGGGGUCCACCCAGCACUCAGCCCUGAAGCAGAUGACCUACGGGGUCUAUGAGAUGUUCACAGGGGCCAGCCGCAGGUGUAAAACUAUUUUGACCCUCCUGAUGCUCAUCUUCACCAGCUUCUCCUUUGCUUAUGUUGGGGGCAUCUCCUUGAUGACUCUGUACACGCUCAACAAACCUCUGUGCUGGAAUGAGAUUCUGAUUGGCUACGGCUCAGCCCUGUCCACCACCGUGUUCCUGGUCAGUUUUGCAGGAGUGUUUGUGUUCACGUCCUGUGGCGUACCGCAGCUGCUCAUCGUCCUGAUUGGGAUCCUGUCCGUGGUGACAGGCAUGGUCCUGGUGGCGUUUACUAAGACCACCUUGAUGAUGUUCAUAGUGAAGGUGCCCAUGCUUCUGUCUAUCAUGCCUUUCCCGGUUAUGCGCUCGAUGAUGUCAAAGCUCAUCUCAAAGUCUCAGCAGGGAGCCUUGUUUGCGUUACUUUCCUUUCUGGAGAAUAUGACCAACAACGUAUCAGGCGCAGUCUUCAACAGUGUCUAUGCAGCUACGGUGGCGUGGUUCCCUGGCUUCAUCUUCCUGCUGUCUGCAGGACUCUGUGUUAUUCCUGUGUCUGUCCUCGGUGUGGUGGCUGUGUACGGAGUGGAUGUUUCCAAAGAGGACAAAGAAGUGAAAGAGGACAAAGACCCUGAAACACUUUCUGAAGAUCAGAACGACAACACUCCUCUUCUCAGCUGAGCCUCACGAGCCGACACAAUCUCACCAGCACUUUGUUUGUUUUACCCUCAGCCCUUUAGACAAAGCUUUGUUUUCCAGAAUUACCUCAAUGACUCUUCUUUCCAGUUUGAAAUGGUAAUAAUGCAGGUUUCAGAUUCAUCUCUUGCGGUUUUGAAACUUAAAUAUAUAACGUGGAUACAACAGGGAGUUGUAGCCAAACAGGAUCUGUAGCAGGUUGUUUUUUUUCUUACGGGAACGUUGUUGAUCACACGCCUGAUCAAGAUGGUAGAAUGAAUAGUAUAUUAAGCACUUUGGUGAAGUACUUUGGGAUUAUUAAGGCCAGUUCAGUGAAGGCUUUAAACUGGGAGUAGUGUCUGAGCCUUAUUUAUACUUCAAAAUGACCUGAGUGUGACUUUUAUAAUAUAUCCACAAAGAUUUCACUUUUCCUCGUUGAGUUUUACAGUGUGAUGAGAUUUUCAGUUCAUGUGUCUAAAAGGAAAUUAUGCAAUGAGAUACAGGCUUGUUCACGAUUGUGAUGCAUUUUGAAUACCCACAUGAAGUGGCGUAAAAAUAAAGAAAAUGAUUGCAUACAUAUCUGAACAAGAUAGAAUGUCUAAUAGCUCAUUAAAAUCUGUGAGGUUAGUAAACCACAGAGCGAUGACAGGGUCUUUAAACUACUCUAAAGCAGAGGGAGAGCUGGGGAUGAAUAAAAGUAGACAUGCAGGGAAUUUCUUUUUAUCGCAAUAACGCACAAAUGGUAAAAGUUUGUGUGUUAUGUUGUUUUCCGUUCCAGAUGGUGUGUCACAGAGGUGCGAUUGGAAAUGUGGAAUAUUUUGAUGUUUUUUAUCUCGUUAGUGAAAAUCCUUUAGUAAAUCAAAUGACAAUAGUUUUGCCUUUUCUUUGCAGGACUCAGACUUUUCUGCAGGGAGACAUUUAUCUGUAUAUGAUAAUAAGUCAUGCAGUCAAACAGGGAAUUUAAUUGAACCAAUAAAAACACAGUUGUACCCAGCAUAGCAGCCUCUGAAUUGUUGAAAUUUGUUUGUGAUUCAACCAAAAGUGAAGAAAGUUUGAAUAAAGUCGAGUUUCAAACCCGAAAUACUUCACCGUUAAACAAAAUUAAAGUUUCUCCCUCAUCACAGUCUCGUCUUUGAGCAGCUGCAGGAAUAAUGUU
Platichthys flesus (European flounder) is the source of this 2726-nucleotide messenger RNA. RefSeq names its product lysosomal proton-coupled steroid conjugate and bile acid symporter SLC46A3. Gene Ontology annotation, biological process: vacuolar transmembrane transport. NCBI's taxonomy places the organism in Eukaryota, Metazoa, Chordata, Actinopteri, Pleuronectiformes, Pleuronectidae. The coding region runs from base 149 to 1576 and encodes 475 amino acids. Gene Ontology annotation, molecular function: transmembrane transporter activity. The record is from RefSeq and is a predicted model, not a curated record. Gene Ontology annotation, cellular component: lysosomal membrane. The transcript has 6 exons.